Messenger RNA from Sparassis crispa, 825 nucleotides. RefSeq lists its product as uncharacterized. Gene Ontology annotation, biological process: protein N-linked glycosylation. The transcript has 4 exons. NCBI's taxonomy places the organism in Eukaryota, Fungi, Basidiomycota, Agaricomycetes, Polyporales, Sparassidaceae. The record is from RefSeq and is a predicted model, not a curated record. The coding region runs from base 1 to 825 and encodes 274 amino acids. Gene Ontology annotation, cellular component: membrane; oligosaccharyltransferase complex.
AUGGGCACACUCGCCCUCGCACUGCUGGCCCUGCUGGCCACCGCCCAAGCCCACACCUCCGCCCUUUCCUUGCAAUCCCCCCGCGUCACCCUCUUCGGACCAGAUGCAACGCAGCUGCACACACAGCCGCUGCUUGCCCAGGGCGUGGUGCCAGAGCUGACGCUCGGCCCCGUGGACGCUCUGAAGUUGACAUUCCAGGUCGUGGACGACGAGGGCAAGGGCGUGCAGCCGCAUCAGACCUUCCUCCGCUUCGUGGACGAAGCCUCCGGCGAGGAGGGCAUCCAGCCCGUCCGCGUCACAGCCGGCGGAAAGGCCAAGUUCGAGCUGAACAUGGCACGCCCGCCUGCCUCGCUCCCGCCGACCGCCGCGGCGCCGCUGAACGUGACGCUCCUCCUCGGCUCCUUCACGCACACACCUGCCAAAUACGACCUCUUCUCGCUCACCGUCCCGCCCUCGCUCCCCCUGCAUGUGCACCCGGACGAAGCGUCCUUCCACCCCCGCCCGCCCAUCGCACACACCUUCCGCGAGCCCCAGAAGCGGCCCCCGCCCCUCGUGUCCGCGCUCUUCACCUACUUCACCGUCGCCCCCUGGCUCCUGCUCACCACGCUUUGGACACAGAUUUCCCCACGCCUCCCGCACCUCCUCUCGCCGUACACGCUCCCCUUCAUGGGCUGUCUCGGCGCGUUCGAGGUGCUGCUCUUCUGGUACUGGGUCGAUCUCCGUCUCGGGCAGGUCCUUCUCUACAGCGCGGGCCUCGGCGCCGUGACCGUCCUCGCGGGCCAGCAGGCGCUCUCACGCAGUGCGGCGUGGCGCGCAAACAAGUGA